AUGUGUCCCUAGUAUUUUAUACCAGGCUGUCUUGUGAUUGCACUUACUAAUAUAUGUAAUACAACUUCAUUUAAUGCAAUUUUAAAAACUGAGCUAUCUGCAUCUUGAGCCAUAUUUUUGCAUUCUUCUUGAACCACACAGUUCUGAUGCUGUAGCUAAUCAGCCACUGAAAAUGGCUCUAAUAACAAAUGUAAAUUUACAAAUGUAGUAUUUUGUGUUAAAUGUUCUACUAGUCCCUCAAAAGAGAAUCCAGUGUCUAAAAAUAGUUUUGGUAUGGGAGACGCUUCCUGAGAAUAAUUUGUUCUUCCUAAUCCCUUAGUACUAGAAGACCAAAAAAAAACUAGUAUUUUUUUUACAUGGACAUAAUCUGCAGUAGGCAGUUUUCCUUGGUUUAGUGUGGUUGAUUUACAUGUUACUAGUGACAGCUCUGUAGGACUUAAGGAGCAUGGAUGUUUGUCCUUCUUACAGACUGUUCAUCUCCAACAUGUGGAAAGUGGUGCUCCUGGGUCUAUACAUAGUAUUGGCUGUGAGAGGAUUGGCAAAGGGUGCUCCUUUCCAACCAGAAGAAAAAUGGAAACCUCUAGAUAACCCGAGAAACAGAGACCUGUUUUUCAGAACGCUCCAGGCUUAUUUUUCGGGCAGGGGGCUCGAUCUCAGGAAGUUCCCAGCUGCUGUCACUGUGAAUGAUGAAGGACCAAGGCCUCUCAUGUUCUAUGCAGAUCCGAUUGCUUCUGCAUUUGCAGAUUACGAAGAAAGGAAAAAUUCUUUUCCCAAUUAUUUCAAAGGCUGAAAGAUGCUGUUGACCAAGGUAAAAGAGGAGGCCUUUCCUCUGAUGUUGUUACAUGUAACCAAGAGAAAGAUUUGGAUUCAAGUGAUUUUUGCAUCUGACUGAAGUGUAAAAGCAACUACUUUUUUAGAGGGAACUAAAAAUGUAGUUCCUUAACUCUUGCUGAAAUGAUUUUAAACUUCUUGAGGUAGAGAUUUAUGAGGUAUUUACUAAUUAGAUAAAAUAACACAUGGUUCUUGUGCACACCUGUAUAGUCCAUGCUUUUUAUUUCCUCUUUUUUUCUCCCCUCUUUCAUGUGGAAAACCAUUUUGAAAAUGUACAGGUAAUAGGGAAUGAAGAUUUCAUGUAAGUAAUUGAUACCAGUAAAUUUAAAGUUGAGACUAAUGGUUUCUUGUGAUAUAUGUAUAUUAAGAAAAUUAAUUUAGACAAAAGAUAUUGCACUAACAAAGCAUACAUUAUUUAUCUUGGUCCAUUGCUGCUGUUUUCCUUAUUUCUAUGACUAAAAUUGAAGGUUGAUAGAAGGAUUGCAACUUAUGCACAUCUUAUGCAUAAACAAAAUUGUAGUGGGUUAAACUUGCAUUAAUAAUAAAUCCAGCCUCGAUUUAUAGGAGGUACUUCUCAGCUAUUUUAUGUAUGAAUAACCAUACUCGGUAACAAAUAAAUCCUUUUUAGUAUCACCUUUGAAAGUGAAUAUUGGUAAUUCUGAGGAAAGGUAAUUCAUUGUUUUCUUCUGAUAAAUAGUUGAGGAUUUCAGUAAGGUUUAAAUCUAAGCACUUUGGUGAUGUACUCAGUAUCUUAAAGAACUUAAUUUUGUGAUCAAUACUAAGCCUGUGAUUUCCAUCUCUGUCCUGCUCUCUGCCUGCUUAACCACAUUGCUCUUUGUAAUCAACAGUGAAGCUCCUCUACUCGUACUGUCAUGAAUCAGAAUGAAGACUGCACUCAGAUUUUAAUACUAAGUUCUCUUUUUGCUGAGCUUUUAUGUCUGGGGGUGGGGGAGGGGGAAAAGCACCACGGACUGAAUAUUGUGCAUGAAAAAUAAAUGAAAAGGGACUUUAGAAAGGAUGCUGUAGCUCUACUGUAAGUCACAGCAGCAAUGAGAAAGUGACUGGUGGAAGUAAUUUGUCCUGCAUAAUUCAGGAUGGUCACGGCAGUUCUUUUCCGUGUUCAGAACUGUUUUCUGGAAGCUGAGGUCUGCUGUGCUCAGUUGGGCUGUUUCAGCCAGUGUUACCAGGUCUUAGUUUGGAUCAGAUCUUGGUUGCAUAUAGAUAUUUCUGUAUUUGUCUCACUUUUUUUUUCUUUUUUUUUUUUUUUCUUUUACAGGCUGUAGAACUUCACGCGAAGUGAUAACCUUCACAAAUUUUACUGCUUUGACUUUUUAACUGUUACUUGACAAUUUAAAAUGUUCUUCACCGUCACAGUUCCUACCUGUGGAAUGUGAUGUCAUGCUGUAAUUAGCAAAUAUUCGGUCUCUUGACAAAUGUGUGCUGUUUGGCUGCUGCAGAAUUGUGUUUGAGCAUCAAUAAACGAGGAGUGUAACAGAGCACUUUUGAUUACUGCUGAGAGUCUUUGUGCAGAACUGGGAA
Myiozetetes cayanensis is the source of this 2370-nucleotide messenger RNA. RefSeq names its product chromosome unknown C2orf66 homolog (gene CUNH2orf66). Lineage: Eukaryota; Metazoa; Chordata; Aves; Passeriformes; Tyrannidae. The transcript is spliced from 2 exons. The record is from RefSeq and is a predicted model, not a curated record. The coding region runs from base 446 to 790 and encodes 114 amino acids.